Pungitius pungitius (ninespine stickleback) is the source of this 2265-nucleotide messenger RNA. RefSeq names its product TXK tyrosine kinase (gene txk). The coding region runs from base 227 to 1942 and encodes 571 amino acids. The transcript has 16 exons. NCBI's taxonomy places the organism in Eukaryota, Metazoa, Chordata, Actinopteri, Perciformes, Gasterosteidae. Gene Ontology annotation, molecular function: protein binding; non-membrane spanning protein tyrosine kinase activity; ATP binding. Gene Ontology annotation, biological process: T cell receptor signaling pathway; protein phosphorylation; adaptive immune response. The record is from RefSeq and is a predicted model, not a curated record. Gene Ontology annotation, cellular component: plasma membrane.
CGUAACAAUAAUACUGAAGCAGAAAAAAACAAAAGCAGAAGAAGUGACCUAAAGAUGAAAAGUCGCGACUAUUUGUGUUUAGAUGAAAAGAGACCAAAGCUUUAACCCCUCUGAACAUCAACAAAUGUCUGUAUUCAUGAAUGUUUAUUGAAAAAAAGCCUUUUUCGGGGACUAUAAAUGGAACAUUUGUCGCCAUGUUGUUUUUCCUCUAGUCGCGCUGAGACGGAUGCUUCGUGGUUUCCAUCACGUCAUCCUUUCACUUCCUCUCUCUCUCUCUCUGCCAUCUUUCCCACCUGAGUGGCAUCACAUCGGUGAAAGCAACCAGAGACACGUUGACCUCGACGGAGCGAAAGAGGAAGAUGAAGAGGAGCUGAAGAAGAAGAACGUGACCACGGAGGCCGUCAUGAUUCACUCAAAUCAUUCCAUCCACUCGGUGUUCUGCUGCUGCUGCAGCGUGCAGAGCAGGGAGAUCAGCACCCACAUGGAGCUGGAGGGAAGCGCCUCGCUGUGUUUCCAGAGCAGACGCUACCCGGGGCACGCCAGCAGGGGCGACAGGUCCAGGAAGAAGCUCCCGCUCCCGCCCCCCGACGACGAGCACGGCGAAGGUCAGGGGCUGCUAACCGUGGUCGCCAUGUACGACUUCACCGCCAAGGAGGACACCGACCUGACACUCAAACAGGGAGAAGAAUACGUGAUCCUUCACAAGCAGGACCAGCUGUGGUGGAGAGCGCAGGACAAACACGGGAAUAAAGGAUUCAUUCCCAGCAACUACGUGACCGAGAGAAACAGAAUCGAGGCGAACUCGUGGUACUGCAAGAAUAUCACCAGGACAGAAGCCGAGCAGCUGCUGAGACAGGAGGACAGAGAAGGAGGUUUCGUGGUGCGGGAGUCUAGUCAGAAGGGAGUCUACACCGUCUCCGUCUACACCAAAACAUUAAGCGCUAACGGGGUCAUCCGCCACUACCAGAUCAAGAAAACUGAUGCGGGUCAGUUCUUCUUGGCUGAGAAACACAUCUUCAGCUCCAUCCCUGACAUCAUCCAGUACCACGAGCACAACGCAGCAGGUCUGGUGACCCGGCUGCGGUACCCGGUGGGUCCAAUGGGACGGUGUGUGCCGGCCACGGCAGGAUUCAGCUCAGAGAAGUGGGAGAUCAACCCCAGCGAGUUGACCUUCAUGAAGGAGCUGGGCAGCGGUCAGUUCGGCGUGGUGAGGCUCGGAAAUUGGCGAGCUCAGCACCGAGUGGCCAUCAAGGCCAUCAGGGCGGGAGCCAUGUUCGAGGAGGACUUCAUCGAGGAGGCUAAAGUCAUGAUGAGGCUGUGCCACCCUAAACUGGUGCAGCUGUACGGCGUUUGUCUGCAGCAGCGCCCGAUGCUCAUCGUGGCCGAGUUCAUGGAGAACGGCUGCCUGCUGAACUUCCUGCGGCAGAGGAGGCGGAGUCUGAAGAAGGAGUGGCUUCUGUCCAUGUGCCAGGACGUAUGCGAGGGCAUGGAGUACCUGGAGGCUCAGAGUUUCAUCCACAGAGACCUCGCCGCGAGGAACUGUCUGGUUAACAACUUCAAUGUUGUGAAGGUCAGCGACUUUGGGAUGACCCGGUACGUUUUGGACAACCAGUACACCAGUUCAUGUGGUGCCAUGUUCCCGGUGAAGUGGUCUCCUCCGGAGGUUCUCCACUACAAUAAAUACAGCAGCAAGUCGGACGUCUGGUCCUUCGGUGUGGUGAUGUGGGAGAUCUACUCGGAGGGCCAGACCCCGUUUCAGAACCGCUCCAACAUGGAGGUGGUCAACGACAUCACUCGGGGGAUCCGGCUGUACCGGCCGCACGGCGCCUCGCAGCCGGUCUUCUCCAUCAUGUACCGCUGCUGGCACGAGAAGCCUGAGGGUCGGCCUUCUUUCUCAGAGCUGCUGGAGGAAGUCAGAAAACUGGCAGAAAAUCCGGAGUAACACACAAACACACUUAUUUUUCAGCUAAUUACUGUUUCCCAUGAACUGAAUGAUGUCAUUGUAAAUAACUGUCAUUUUUAUCAAAGCCCUUUUAGAUAACUUUUUCACAGAUGUUUUUUUUUAUCAUUUAUAUAAGCAGCGACAUAGAAAAUACAUGUAAAGAAAUGUAUAUAAUGUGAAUUAAUCUAAUGUUGAACAUUUCAGGAUCUCAUUAAAGCACAAUAAUUGCCCCUUUGUCCCCAAAAAUUAGUUACAGCAAUGGUACUUCAACGUAUGACUAUUUUUACUGUGCACUCAACACUGGGUAAAACAUAUAUUGCAUA